Molecule: messenger RNA, 1032 nt
Organism: Serendipita indica DSM 11827
Lineage: Eukaryota; Fungi; Basidiomycota; Agaricomycetes; Sebacinales; Serendipitaceae
Source: the annotation of a GenBank genome assembly
AUGCAUACAGAAUUAGCUACAAACGGGGUACUCGAACACCCGGUGUACGAGAAGAGUGACAAGUCGAUUCCACUCGACGAAGGGAUCGCAGCGAUCAAGCGGCACUACAGUCUGAUGAAGAGCAACUGGCCGGAUGUUGCCAAGUUCUGGAAGUCGUUCUGGAACAACUUAUAUCACAGUAAGGUGAUAUCGAAGAACGAAUGGCCCGUGCUCCGCGAACUAGCAAUCGAGACAAUCCAACGAUGCAUCCCAAACCCGAAGGCUGGCGCGAGACUUGUGCCAGAUCCGAACGACGAGAAGGCACUGAUGCGGGCAGAGAUGAGGGUAAACGUCGGAUAUGUCGACCGGCUUGACGCGCUGGAGAAUCGAGUCGAAAGGAGUGGGGCGAGAAGGAUGGAGGCAGAGAGGAUCAGGAGAGGAAACAAAGGCGAGGGUAGGUGUUUCAUGCCGAUACGGGCCACCAAUCGCGCUUCUGCAGCGCAAGACGCCAAAUCGAUGGCGCAGACGUCAACGUCAAAAAGAAUGCCAAAGGGGACUGGACGCUUUUCGAUGGAACGUCCUUCUGCUGGUCAUUCAACACGGCCAAAGGAUGUUCGGCGAGCCGUUGUGCAAAUGGAAAGCACGUAUGCACGGGAUGCCUAUCAGCCAGCCACAGUGCCCAAUCAUGCAAGCGCGGACAAAACUGACACGAAUGGAAGACAACCAGAGCCAGUGACCCCGCUACAGGCCAAGAAGUGGGAGGAAGCGCUUAAAUAUCUUGAUAUUUUGGAGGAGCAUGCGACGCUCAUAGAUGGACUUAAGAACGGCUUCAAUAUGCAGUGCCAGUUGGCAAUUGACGAAACACGAGUAUACCCACACCUGAGGUCAGCGGUCGAGCACCCCAAAGUGAUAGAAGAUCAUAUAGAAAAAGAGGUUGCAGCAAAUCGAUAUGACGGCCCACAUACACGCGAGGAAGUCGAGAAAAGGCUGGGCGCAUUUGUGGCAAACCCACUUGGAACGGUCGACAAGGCGAGUGGAAGGGAAAACGCGUAA